AUGAAACGCGUCCUCCUCAUGUACGGCAACGGCGGCGGCGGGCACAAGGCGUCUGCGCUAGCGGUAGCCGCAGCGCUGCCCGCGUCGCGCGUGCACGUGGAGCUAGUGGACGCUGCGUCCAUCUCGGGCGCGUCCGCGGGCGACCGUCUGUACAACGUGCUUCUAUCGCACAACGCAGUGGCUGCCAUCGAGGCGAUGCACGCGGCCAUUGCCUUUCUGUUCCCGCUGGCCCUUCCGUCGCUGCGCAGCGCCUUCCGCGCCCACUGGCGCGCGGUGCCGCACCUGUGCUGCGUCGUGUCGUUCGUGCCGAUGCUCAACGCGGUCUUCGCCGAGACGCUGCCCGCGCACGUCCCGCUGCUGACCGUGCUCACGGACUUUGCGCACACCCGGUCGCACCCGUGGAUGCAGCACCCGCGCCAGUACAUCGUCGCCGGCACGGACGUGGCGUACGCGCAGGCCGUGGCGAAGGGCUACCUGCCGCCGGCCACCGUCGGCACCUCGCAGACGGUCGCCCGCUCGUCGGGCAUGGUCGUGCACCCGCGCUUUUAUGCCGGCAAGGCGGCGCACGGGUGCGUGGCCGCGCGCAGGGAGAGACUGGCCGCUAUGGCGCUGGACGUGCGACGCGUCACGGUGCUGAUUUUGUUUGGCGGAGAGCCACCGACGGAGCGCGUGGUGGAGCUGGUGGAGAUGUUUGUGCGGCGCGAGGACAAGGUGAAUGUGGUGGUGGUGUGCGGGCGGAACCGGCAGCUGCUGGACAAGCUGCAGCGACGGAAGAAGGUGGGCGGGGGCGAGUAUGCGGGGACGUGGGUGACGGGGUUCUCGCGGGACAUUGCGGGGCUGAUGCAGGUGAGCGACGUGCUGGUGGGCAAGCCCGGGCCGGGGGUGGUGUCGGAGGCGUACGUGAGCGGGGUGCCGUGCGUGGUGGUGAGCGGGGAGGAGGGGGUGAUGCGGCAGGAGCGG
Molecule: messenger RNA, 960 nt
Organism: Chondrus crispus (carragheen)
Lineage: Eukaryota; Rhodophyta; Florideophyceae; Gigartinales; Gigartinaceae
Product: Monogalactosyldiacylglycerol synthase fragment, family GT28
Molecular function (GO): hexosyltransferase activity
Source: RefSeq, a predicted model, not a curated record